GUGGCAAAGCCCUGCCCGUCAUUGAUGAAAAGUGUGGGCCCCUCCCUCCACACCUCCCUCCACAGCAGCGCGGUGCAGUGGCGCCGAGGACGCUGGGCUCCACCUCUGUAGUUCUGCUUGGUGAUGAUAGAUUCAGCAGAAGGAGUGAGAGAGAAAGGGGAGCCCGUGCGCUGCUGUCGAAGAAACCCCAUUGAUACGACCAAAAUCACAGCGUGAGCACGGCCGCCAUUUUACAUCUUCCUCCAGAGCGAAACGGCAGAGGCGGAUCUACGCCGGGAAGACUUGCCACCUUUUUAUACCCUUCUGAAACGCAUACCACACAACUUGCAGAGCAAUUGGCAGAUUUCUGGAGACAUGGCCACAGAACAUAUUAAUGGAAAUGGUACUGAAGAACCAGUGGACAACCCUGCAGUUACCCAUUCUGAACACUUCCAGACUUUAUUAGAAGCUGGUUUACCACAGAAAGUUGCUGAAAAACUAGAUGAAAUUUACAUAGCAGGGCUGGUAGCUCAUAGUGACCUAGAUGAAAGAGCAAUUGAGGCCUUGAAAGAGUUUAAUGAAGAAGGUGCUCUGCAAGUACUACAGCAGUUCAAGGACAGUGAUCUGUCACAUGUUCAAAACAAAAGUGCCUUCCUGUGUGGAGUAAUGAAGACCUACAGACAGAGGGAGAAACAGGGGACCAAAGUGUCAGAAUCCAGUAAAGGACCAGAUGAAGCAAAAAUAAAAGAACUUUUGGAAAGAACAAGCUAUACACUUGAUGUGACUACAGGACAGAGGAAAUAUGGUGGCCCCCCACCAGAGUCUGUGCAUUCAGGAGUGCAGCCUACUGUUGGCACAGAGAUUUUUGUGGGCAAAAUUCCAAGAGACUUGUUUGAAGAUGAACUUGUUCCACUGUUUGAGAAGGCGGGGCCCAUUUGGGACCUGCGUCUCAUGAUGGAUCCCCUAAGUGGCCUGAACAGGGGUUAUGCCUUUGUCACUUUCUGCACGAAAGAAGCGGCUCAGGAGGCUGUUAAACUGUGUAAUAACCAUGAAAUUCGCCCAGGAAAACACAUUGGUGUGUGCAUCUCUGUAGCCAAUAACAGACUGUUUGUCGGCUCUAUCCCCAAGAGUAAAACAAAGGAACAAAUUGUAGAAGAAUUUGGCAAAGUCACAGAGGGUCUUACAGAUGUUAUACUGUACCAUCAGCCAGAUGACAAAAGAAAGAACAGGGGGUUUUGCUUCUUGGAAUAUGAAGAUCAUAAAACUGCUGCCCAGGCAAGACGCCGGUUAAUGAGCGGAAAAGUGAAAGUCUGGGGCAACGUUGUAACUGUUGAAUGGGCUGACCCAAUUGAAGAUCCUGAUCCGGAGGUUAUGGCCAAGGUAAAGGUAUUGUUUGUGCGAAACCUUGCAAGUACGGUAACAGAAGAAAUAUUGGAAAAGACAUUUGGCAAGUAUGGCAAAUUGGAACGUGUAAAGAAACUGAAAGACUACGCUUUCAUUCACUUCGAUGAACGAGAUGGUGCUGUAAAGGCUUUAGAUGAAAUGAAUGGAAAAGAUUUGGAAGGAGAACGUAUCCAAAUUGUUUUUGCUAAGCCACCAGACCAGAAGAGGAAAGAACGCAAGGCUCAGAGACAAGCUGCUAAAACUCAAAUGUAUGACGAUUACUAUUAUUAUGGUCCCCCUCACAUGCCACCUCCCACGAGAGGCAGAGGUCGUGGAGGAGGUAGAGGAGGCUAUGCCUACCCUCCUGAUUACUACGCCUAUGAAGAUUAUGAUUACUACUAUGGCUAUGAUUACCACAAUUACCGCGGUGGAUACGAAGACCCUUACUAUGGCUAUGAAGAUUUUCAGGGAGCUGGUAGAGGAAGAGGGGGUAGAGGAUCAAGGGGCUCUUCCCUAGCCAGAGGCCGCGGAGCUGGUGCUCCUCGGGGCAGGGUUGGCUUCUCCCCGCGUGGUGGUCCUGGAUCAGCAAGAGGCGCCCGUGGUACCAGAGGAGGCGCUCAACAAAGAGGCCGCGGGGUACGUGGUGCGAGGGGUGGCCGCGGUGGAAAUGUAGGAGGAAAGCGCAAAGCUGAUGGGUACAACCAGCCAGAUUCCAAGCGGCGCCAGACCAAUAAUCAGAACUGGGGCUCUCAACCCAUUGCUCAGCAACCGUUGCAAGGUGGUGAUCAUUCUGCAGGGAAAAGGGGUCGAGGCCGGUCCUGACCUGUUACUAUGAAGACUGACUUGCUAUGUGGGGUUACACCAGAAGCUGCCAAUGGAUGUGAUGGUAAGGUCAACACUAUGGUCCAAUGAAUUACCAGCCUUACAGAAGCACAUCUCCCAGACUGCCACCUAAAGAUCACAAAAAAAUUCGAGAUGAAGUGAAUAUGUGGAUGUUUUGCUUUGUUCUGGUAAUGUAUAGGGAUAAAAGCAUUGCAUUUAAUGAGUUUGCCACCACUUAAAAUACCCAACAUAAUUUUAGUAAGGACUGUAAUAAAGCUGGUCAGGCUUUGUAAAGGAGAAUAUCUUACGGAAAUGUCAGCUGUAUUUUGCACUUAUACAUUUGUCUUGGUUUGAAGUGGCUCAAAGGAGCUUGAUGCUGUCUAUAAUUUUGUAAUUGUGAUAGGCUUUUAUGUUGGAAUGUCCAUGUUACCUGAGUUGUCUGUUGGAUAGCUCUGAGAAGAUCAUAGCAGGUUUAGGUGUAACCACCUGGUCUGGUCAGUCAGGCAUUCCAGGAAAAUGGUUCUUUUUAGAACCUGUUUUUAAAGGGUUGGUUAACUACCUCAGUACAGAGGAAUAAACUACCCUGUCUGUACUGUAAAUAUGGAAACGUAUUAGAUGAAAGGAAGGCUUGUUCCAAAUAAAAUAUGCACAAGAGCAACAGCAGAGCCGAUGAACUUAAUGUAAUAUAGUCUUUUUUU
Molecule: messenger RNA, 2882 nt
Organism: Acipenser ruthenus (sterlet)
Lineage: Eukaryota; Metazoa; Chordata; Actinopteri; Acipenseriformes; Acipenseridae
Gene: syncrip
Product: synaptotagmin binding, cytoplasmic RNA interacting protein
Exons: 12
Coding region: 355-2184 (609 amino acids)
Biological process (GO): CRD-mediated mRNA stabilization
Cellular component (GO): nucleus; ribonucleoprotein complex; CRD-mediated mRNA stability complex
Molecular function (GO): mRNA 5'-UTR binding
Source: RefSeq, a predicted model, not a curated record